AUGUUUCCCUCGUCUGGUCUGUUUGCUGACAUAACUUGUCCUUUCUUGAAACGCGGGCCUUGUGAGCGGCCUCAUUGUUUGUACAAACAUGCCACAAAAGUGCGAAAUAUGUUUGCCUCCUUCAAAUCACCGAUAGAUGAUUUUGCAGGAGCCCAGAAAGGCUCUCCGUCUGCUGUCUGUGGAGCACAAGUGAUCAAAGGCGUAUGCCUCCAGGAGCUUGAGUGGAUCAACAAGCAGAUUGAAACGGUACAACACGAGGUGGAGCAGGAGCAAAGGCGACUGUCGCACUACCAGACUGUGCAGGCAGACAGCAGGAACACAGUGCGUGACUUAUCAGUUUCCAAGUUUGAGACAGCAGGUAAAAAUAUACACAAAGAUUCUUAUGGACUCCCUCCAUGCACAGACUUAACUAAAUCAUAUUCCAGAGCGAGGAAGUACGUCGUUGACAACUCAAAACCAAGGACUGAUUUAGAGUAUGACCCUCUGUCCAACUUUUCUGCAGCCUUGCAGUCUUACAGCUCAUCAAGUAAGGAGCAGAAAAUCAAAAACGGACAAGGGUUGAAAAGAGGGAGAAACGUUAAUAGUGAGCAAAAGAAACCAGUCACACAUCAGGCCCAACUUUCCAGAUUGCCUUCUCCAGACCUACUCGAUGACUCUAAUGAUGACAGCAUCUUGAUUAUUGACAUUCCUCCGUCGCCUGACAGAAAGAGAGGUCGAUCUCAGAAACCUGCUGAUUGUGUUCCUGACACAACACAGGAUACAGUAAAGGAACUCAAAGAGAUCCAACAAGCGCCAAUUUUACUUGAUUCCCCACCAAAGCUACUUGCAAAUGCUGAAGUGUUAAAGGAAAACUUAACACUUGACAACAGUGUUAUUUCCUCAACUGGAUGUUUGGAGGACUUGGGAGGUGAACAUCAGAAAAUUACUUGUUUUCAGACUACUGAAACAGAAGUGGUGAAAAGUCCUGUACCUGCAAGUCUUCCUCUCAUUGUAGACGAGCCAGAUCACAUUCAGAACAAUUUGGAGGUGGAAGAGGAAGAAAACACACUUUGUAUCGAAUUACCUCAGAGUGAGCUCCCUUGUGGUGUCAAGAAAAUGAAUCGACAUAAUUUUCCAAACAAGAAUUCACUUUUUUAUAAAACUUCAGCUGCUGGCUCAUUCUCGCCAUACAAACAACAUACAAAGCAUGCUCAGAAAAUAGAGGAUCCCACCCAGCACACGGUUCAGACUACGUUAAACAAAACGCCAGGACAGACACAGGUUAAAACUGUUAUUCACCAUGCUUCACCUGACGACUACCUGAAGCAGGCAGAACCAGCCUCAGGCAGCAGUCAGUGUCAGGCUCAAUACGGUUCAGAAACACCUGUCAACUUACAUCUGACAAACAAAGCUGAGUCUUCAUCUGAGGAAGAGCUCAACUAUUCAGAAGCAGAGCUUUCAGACAGUGACCCAAUGGAGGAAUGCUACAGGAUCUUCAUGGAGGCAAACAAUGCAGAGAAAGGAAAUGAAGAGCAGCCUGAUGCAUCUGUUGGAGCUGCAGAUGUGGAGGAACCAGAGAUUAGUGUCAAACCUCAAGCACUGUCAGGAAAGAAGAGGACAGCUCAUGAAGCCAAACAUGCAGAGCCAGUGGCUAAAAGCAGACCUCAGCCCCAGGUCCUGGUUCCACUUCGUGGAUCUGUAACACCAGGAUUUGCCUCCCAGCCCACCAUCACUACUAACAUCCAGCAGGUACAGCAGAGAGCCUCCAUGCAGACUGCUUCAGUCGAGGGCAGUCAUGCUUAUUUCUCCUCCACCUGUCAGAGGAAACAAGAGACCCAGAUGAUGGCUACUUCUCCUUUUCCUCCUCCUCCUCCUCAGACCUCAGUAAACGCACAAUCUGUUCCUAUGCAGAAUGCCUACAUUAACUACAUACCUUUGGGAACCGCAGUCAUCGAGGUGGGCAACAACUUGCACUUGAUCCUCCCGCAGGCGACCUUCCCUUUGCCUGUCUCGUCCAAUUCCAACCCAGUAACUUCAGUCCUAACCCCAAUCAGUCAAGUGCAUACAAGCCUUACCAUGAAACAAACAUACCAUCCACCUGCAGUUACCCCUUUUCAAAGAUACCGCUCAGCACCACCUCUGCUCAUUCCUGUGCCGGCACGUAAACCUGCGCUGAACUCUGGCUUUGCAUCAGCACAUUCAGGUCCAGCCAAUCCCGCCAUUCCUCAAGCUGCUAAGCCAGUGCCAACUAAGCGUAAAGUGAAGCAGGCGUACGAUGCACCCAAAGACAAAGUGCCUCAUGACGUCCGGCAGCGUUACGUGAACAUGUUCACAGAGGAGUUCCUCAAAAUGACGGCCAAUGUUAAUGAUGCCUUCGAAAAGGCGCUCGCUGAAGAGAAGACGGUGUAUAAUCGCAGCAUGAACAAACUCAAAUAUCUGAGUGUUGCAGUGAAUGCACUGAAGAAGCUCAAAAAUCAAAAUGCUGUUACUGUUAAAGCUAAAAAUGAUUUCAGCAGCCAAAAAUCCAAAGGCACCAUUCCUCUCAACCUGAAGAAGCUCAAAGGAAACGAUGAUAAGUCACUGUAUGAGAGUUUGAAGGAUUAUAUUAUGACUGAGGAAAAGCUGAUUGAGAGCAACUAUCCUGUCCAGCACCCGGAGAAACCUGGUUGUGCUGCUCUUUUUGCUGACAAUAAGAAAGGCAUCACAGACCCCCUAAAGAGGAUUUGCUGUCGCUGUGGGGCCACGUACUCUGUGAGCCAAACGGGCAAACACAUCCGCAAGGAGGAAUGCAACUACCACUAUGGGAAAGGAAUUGAGAAAAGAGUGCCAGGUGGAGUGGAGACCCGUUACAGUUGCUGUGAGGCGGUUAUGGGAGCGCCUGGAUGCCAACAGUUUAAGUUGCAUGUCCACGAUUCCCUCAGCCUGGAUGGGUUUGUGGCAACCGUCCCGAGACGUCCCUCAGAUACGAGUUGCCCUGGGGUUUACGCCGUGGAUUGUGAAAUGUGUUACACCAUUCAUGGCUUGGAGCUGUCCAGAGUAACGGUUGUCAACACUAGUCUUCAAGUCGUCUACGACACCUACGUCAGGCCUGAUAAUGACGUCAUUGACUAUAACACCAGGUUUUCAGGCAUCAGUGAGGAAGAUGUGAAGGGGACCCACACUUCUCUCACAGUGGUGCAGGAGACCUUGUUGAGCUUCAUCAGUGCUGACACCAUUCUGAUCGGACAUGAGUUGGAAACAGACCUCUGUGCCCUGAAGUUGUUCCAUGGGACAGUGGUAGACACAUCUGUGGUCUUUCCCCACCGUCUGGGCCCCCCUCACAAGCUGACUCUCAACAACAUCACUGCUGAGUAUCUCAGAAGGAUCAUCCAAGAGAGCGUUUGUGGCCAUGACACUGCAGAAGAUGCUGCGGCCUGCAUGGAGCUCAUGUUAUGGAAGGGCAAAGAAGAUGGAAAACUGAAAAAAUCAUGAAAAUAAAGCAAAAACUCA
Molecule: messenger RNA, 3468 nt
Organism: Scomber japonicus (chub mackerel)
Lineage: Eukaryota; Metazoa; Chordata; Actinopteri; Scombriformes; Scombridae
Product: RNA exonuclease 1 homolog
Exons: 17
Coding region: 1-3450 (1149 amino acids)
Cellular component (GO): nucleus
Molecular function (GO): exonuclease activity; nucleic acid binding
Source: RefSeq, a predicted model, not a curated record